AUGCUGCCCAUCACAGAGCACCUGCUGCACCUCCUGGGACUGGAGAAGACGGCGUUCCGUUUGUAUGCCCUGUCCGGGCUCCUUCUCUCCCUGCUCUUCUUCCUCUUCCGUCUGCUGCUGCAGUUCCUGAGGCUCUGCUGGCACUUCUAUAUCACCUGCUGCCGACUGCGCUGCUUCCCCCAGCCGCCCCGGCGCAGCUGGCUGCUGGGCCACCUGGGCAUGUAUCUCCCGAAUGAGACAGGCCUCCAAGAUGAGAAGAAGGUGCUGGACAGCAUGCACCAUGUGAUCCUGGUGUGGAUAGGACCUGUCCUGCCACUGGUGGUUCUGGUGCACCCUGACUACAUCAAGCCCCUGGUGGGCGCCUCAGCUGCCGUUGCCCCCAAGGAUGACCUUUUCUAUGGCUUUCUGAAACCUUGGCUGGGAGAUGGGCUGUUGCUCAGCAAAGGGGACAAGUGGAGCCGGCACCGUCGCCUGCUGACACCUGCCUUCCACUUUGACAUACUGAAGCCCUACAUGAAGAUCUUCAACCAGUGCGCCGAUAUCAUGCAUGCUAAAUGGCAGCGCUUGGCAGAGGGCUCAGAAGUCUCCCUGGACAUGUUUGAGCAUGUCAGCCUCAUGACCCUGGACACUCUUCAGAAAUGUGUCUUCAGCUACAGCAGCAACUGCCAGGAGAAGAUGACUGAUUACAUCUCGGCCAUCAUUGAGCUGAGCGCACUGGUGGUCCGGCGUCAGUAUCGCCUGCAUCACCACAUUGACUUCAUCUAUUACCGUACAGCAGACGGACGGCGUUUCCGGCAGGCCUGUGACACCGUGCAUCACUUCACCACGGAGGUCAUCCAGGAGCGGCGGCGGGCGCUGCACCAGCUGGGGGCUGAGGCCUGGCUUAAGGCCAAGCAGGGCAAGACCUUGGACUUCAUAGAUGUGCUGCUCCUGGCCAGGGAUGAAGAUGGGAAGGAACUGUCAGAUGAGGACAUCCGAGCUGAGGCAGACACCUUCAUGUUUGAAGGUCAUGACACGACAUCCAGCGGGCUCUCGUGGGUGCUGUUCAACUUGGCCAAGUACCCAGAGUACCAGGAGAAGUGCCGGGAAGAGAUCCAGGAAGUCAUGAAAGGUCGGGAGCUGGAGGAACUGGAGUGGGAUGACCUAACCCAGCUAUCCUUCACCACCCUGUGCAUCAAGGAGAGCCUCCGCCAGUUCCCACCUGUGACCCUGAUCUCCCGCCGCUGCACGGAGGACAUUAAGCUCCCAGAUGGGCGCAUCAUCCCCAAAGGAAUCAUCUGCCUAGUCAGCAUCUAUGGGACCCACCAUAACCCUACAGUGUGGCCUGACUCCAAGGUGUACAACCCCUAUCGCUUUGACCCGGACAACCCACAGCAGCGCUCCCCGCUGGCUUACAUGCCCUUCUCUGCAGGACCCAGGAACUGCAUCGGACAGAGCUUCGCCAUGGCUGAGAUGCGCGUGGCCGUGGCGCUGACGCUGCUGCGCUUCCGCCUGAGCGUGGACCGAACGCGCAAGGUGCGGCGGAAGCCCGAGCUCAUUCUGCGCACAGAGGAUGGCAUCUGGCUCAAGGUGGAGCCGCUGCCUCCGCGGGCCUGCGGGUCGGCGCGCCCCUGA
Globicephala melas (long-finned pilot whale) is the source of this 1614-nucleotide messenger RNA. RefSeq names its product cytochrome P450 family 4 subfamily F member 22 (gene CYP4F22). Gene Ontology annotation, molecular function: monooxygenase activity; oxidoreductase activity, acting on paired donors, with incorporation or reduction of molecular oxygen; heme binding. The record is from RefSeq and is a predicted model, not a curated record. Gene Ontology annotation, biological process: ceramide biosynthetic process. NCBI's taxonomy places the organism in Eukaryota, Metazoa, Chordata, Mammalia, Artiodactyla, Delphinidae. Gene Ontology annotation, cellular component: endoplasmic reticulum membrane.